AUGCGUAUAAUAUAUAUAUAUCUUGACAUAUUGUACUCGUUACAGUUGAGCGUCAAGAUCAACGGGCUGGACAACAAAGGCGAGUCGGCGCUAGAUCUGGCGCUGCGCGACCACCAGACCAGCAUCGCGGAGAUGCUGUGCGAGAACGAGGCGGAUCCGGACGCCCGCGACCGGACCGGAUAUACUCUGCUCCAUCUGGCCGUGCAGAGGGGAGACUCGUACGCCGCCAACUUCCUGUUGGCGCACGGCGCUUCCGUGAGCUCGGUGACGCCGGAUCAGGGCGACACGGCGCUACACCUGAUCGCCAGCUCGACGCCGCAGCACUACGGGUCGCCGGACGAACCAACGUCCGCCGCCGCUGCAGCCACCGCCAUGACGGCCGUGGCCCGGUCGCUGCUCGACUCCGGUCUGGAUCCGAACUUACCCAACAGCCAGGGAUUCACUCCUUUGCACUUGGCCGUGUUGGUGCACAACGACGACAUACUGACGCUCUUGUUGGACGAACACGCCCGGUCGAGCAAGAUCGACUUGAACGCUCAGACAGUCGACGACCACACUCCGUUGUACUAUGCGCUGAUACACACGCCCAAGCUCGACACCGACGACAGCUUCGCCAACCGUUUGGUGACGGCCGGGGCGAAUCCCAAUCCCAUUUACAAGAAGACGUCCAAUUCUAUGUUGCACAUCGUCUCCGACGAGAGUCUCGAAGAUGCGGCUCUCUUCAUUACGGCUCGUUGCAAUAACAUUAACUACACAAACAAACUAGGAGAAAGCGCAUUACAUAUCGCGUGCAAAAGAGGACUGUCACGUCUCGUUCGACGUUUACUUGAGUUUCGAGCGAACCCAAAUUUACAAACAUUACCACCCGAUGGUGUUAUAUUGAGCACGGAUGAUGGUCUUCAGACCUCGUACAGACUUUCGCCAUUACACGUGGCCAUAAUUAACAAACAGGAGGGUGCCGUGAAUGCCAUGUUACACCACCACAAUACUGUCACUGCUGAACCCAAAGAUGGAUUGUCUAUGGUAAAUUUGAAUCUACGCGAUUCACUAGGAGAUACACCUUUAUCAUUGGCAUUAAAAUGUGACAUGCAACACAUUGUACCUGAUCUCAUUGCUGGUGGUGCUGAUAUUGACAUGAGGAAUGGUGAAGGUAUGACACUUCUACAUCAAGCAAUAUUGAAAGGUGAUGAAAAAACUGCUUUGUAUUUAGUGAAACAAGGAUCAAACUUUGAUGCUAAAACACAAGAUGAUCAAACACCAUUGGAACUAGCUACAAUCAAUGGCCAGAAUAUUGUGGUUGAAGAAUUAUGCAAACGUGGUGUUGAUAUGGCAGUACCAUCGUCAAAUGGUGACCCUAUACUAUGGCUUGCUUUAACCUCCAAUCAAGAAGAUAUUGCUUCUACGCUUGUCAAGUAUGGUGUUGACACCGAUUCGUGGAGUGAAGGGCCAGAGGGAUGUCUGCAAACCCUUCUGCAUCGAGCAAUUGAUGAAAAUUCUGAAAGUGCUGCUCGUUUUCUUAUUCGAAGCGGCUGUGAUAUUAAUAAUCCACGUAAGCCAGGACCGGGUGGUCGUGGUGGAGAUGAGUCAAAGGAUCAAUCAUCUCCAUUGCACUUAUGCUGUCAUUGGAGCCUGCAAAGUGUAGUUCAAACAUUGUUAGAACACGGUGCCAAUGUCAAUGCUUGGGAUGCAGAGCAUAAAACUCCACUUCAUGUGGCAAUUAAAAACCAGCAUGCAGGUAUUAUAACAUUACUACUCUGUCAUCCGUCCAUUGAUCUUACUAAGAGAGAUCGCACUGGUCUGACUCCAUUUGCGGCCGCUCUGACAUGUCGUAACGACAAAGCAGCUCGAUCAAUAUUGGAUAAGUUACCAGCAGCCGCAGAACAAUUUGAUAAUAAGGGAUGCAACUUUUUGCACAUGGCUAUCCAAAAAGGUGACAUUGAAAGUGUCUUGUUCUUGUUAUCGGUCAGUGUAGACGUCAACUCAAGAGUUCAAAACGAAUUACAGACUACCCCACUUCAUUUAGCAGUUGCAACGGGCAAUGAAAUGUUAGUGCGCAGUAUCAUUUUAGCUGGCGCCAGGGUAAACGAUCAAGACACAAUGAAGAGGACAGCAUUGCAUGUAGUUAGUGAAGCUGGACAUGCUUCAAUUGUGGUCGCGCUGUUAAAUAAUAAUGCUAAUUUUGAUGCAGUUGAUUGUGAAGGUCAAAAUGCAUUGCAUAUUGCUUGCCGCGAGGGUCACUUACAAGUGGUUCAAACUUUACUGGGCGAAUCUGAGAUCAAUGCUGAAGCUUUGACAUUGAAGGGUCGAAAUCCACUUCAUGAACUGGCCAAGUAUAGUAAGGAAAGUUCGGCAGCCAUAUGUGAAGUAUUUCUUGAGUACAUGCCAAAAUACCCUCUUGAGGUACAAGAUGCUGAGGGAAAUACAGCAUUACUAUUGGCGUACAUAAAAGGCAAUGGAAAUUUGUGUAGGACUUUAGUAAAAGCUGGUGCUUGCGUUGGAGCGAUGAAUAACGAUGGUAUCACAAUAUUUAACUGUCAAAUGGCUACUACUCAAUUGUUGUUUAGAUUACUUGAUAGUUUGACAAAAGAGCCACCAUGGGUGGACGGAUGUGAAGUGUGUCAGGAGUGCGGAUUGAAAUUUGGUUUUACAAUGCGUAAGCAUCAUUGUCGUCAUUGUGGUAGACUAUUAUGUAGCAAAUGCUCCAGUCAAGAAGUUCCUAUCAUAAAGUAUGGGCUAGUGAAAGCUGUAAGAGUGUGUGUGUCUUGUUUCCAAGUUCUGCAAGGCGGCUAA
Molecule: messenger RNA, 2790 nt
Organism: Macrosiphum euphorbiae (potato aphid)
Lineage: Eukaryota; Metazoa; Arthropoda; Insecta; Hemiptera; Aphididae
Source: the annotation of a GenBank genome assembly